AAACGUUUCUUUGAGUAUCUGCUAUAUUUUGUCAACUGCUGCGGAAAGGCAAACGUUAAAAAUCAAACGUGUAUCAUCGAUUUUGUAAUCUCUAUUGGUUUUAUUUUUUGAAUGAUAAAAUAUGCGCCGAUCAUGGCACAGAUAUUUGUGUCUAUGAAUCACAGAACAAUGUAACGUUGUAAAGUUAAUAUAAUGUAAAGUUUUCUCGUAUGAUCUGAGAUAGCUAUUGCUCGGAAAAAGAAAAUAUGUCUCUGCCCCGCGCGCGGCCUAAAUCUAUGUCUCAGACUCAUAGUUUAUUAUUCCGUAUAGGAAAUUAUAUUCUUUGACGUUUAAAGUAUCAAGAAUGUUUACAAUACUAAGUUAAUUUUCUUUUAUGAUUGAUAUAAGGAUAAAAUGCUUAAAGCAUUUAACACAGUUUUUUUAAAUUACGGAAUAUGCAUCAUUCUCUUCAGUUUUAUACCUGGUUUGCAGAGCGAAAGUGGUACAGUGGACUCAGAUUCUGAGAACAAGGCCCUGGUCGAAGUCAGAGCUGUCUUUAUCAACUGCCAAACAAAUGAAGGCCUGGCUUCGCCGGACACUGAGGCUGCGCGGUUUCAGCGAGAAGAACUUUUCAAACACAAUGCUUUGAAAGAUUGUAACACCAAGUUAGCUCUUAGUCUAAAACUCGCAAGUUUACCUCAGGGAAAUUCUGAUGAAUAUAUUCCAAUCGACCACGUGAUCGAGGGCCCCAGCAAAAGACGUGUACGACUAUUGAACCCGUAUGUGUUGCGGCUGCGCUGGGAGAACCCUGUGCAAGUAUACAAAUUGCAAAAUAUGGAUAUUGUAACUGGAGUUUUUACAGAAGCCGAAAAACGGGUAGCAGAAAAAAAACACACAAAAUAUAAGAAGGAUCGCGUCGUACGAAGUGCAAAUCAAGUGCAAGGCCCAUCUCAAAGUCUCGGAGCUACUUCAUUUUUCAGCACAAGUCAUGACAAUAAUGAUUACGUAGAUCCGCGACAAAUUGCAGAUUUCGUAAAUUAUUUCAAUACAUCAUUGCUUAGGAAAAAGCGUCAACAACAAAACAUCGUCGUCGAACCACAAAGUUCGGAUGAAGAAUCAUGGAUAUCAGAUUUGGAGGCUACAGAUGUGCAUGUAAGGUCCAGAGGAACUACGGCUAUGGUAGGUGCGCCCCACAAACAUGUAACUCGAGAAAACAACUUCUGGAAAAAGGCAAAGAGUAAUUUCGAUAAAUAUUUUCCUCAAAAUGAAAAAGUUUCUCAUAAACAUCAUACUCACGCGAAGAAAGUUUUGACAGAGAACAGUGGUGGAUCUGGCGAAGUUUAUCGCGAUAACGGCAUUGAAACAUCUAACAUAGAUUCGGACCAGCAACAUUUUCGAGAUGCAAGCAAUGAUCUAUCUAAACCGGCGAUGGAUGAAAUGUAUUCGUCAGAAAAUACAUUUUCUUUAUACGAUAUUGGAAACCCUGAUAUAUGGUGUGUCGUUCACGUGGAGCUAUUCGAAAAGCGAAGUACACCGGAAGGUAAAACUGUGUGGAAUGAUAUCACGAAAGGAGAAACCGCAAGUGUCAGCCCAGUGACUCCAGAGUGGCGAGACCGGGACCUCAACAUCCGAUACAGGUCGACGGAGUGGAUGUCGCAGGACCAGUUCACGUUGCCGGUGACCACCAGCCUCUGCUUGCUGGUCCCGCAAACUGACAGUAAUGAUUCAGAAUUAAUAAUAGUUCCUACAGAAGAUGUUGUUUUCAUGGAUGACGAUUAUAUAAAAUUGAACAAACGAGAUGAAAACAGUUCUCAGAAUCUUGCAGCAGAUCCUUUGGAAAAGCAUCAUCGCAAAGUUAUGGUCCGUGUCGCGAGAACUCUGCAACGCGGUCUUGACAAUCUGAACAUAGUGGAACAGGGCUCCGACCAUUACUUGACAUUGCCGCACCGGAGGCCCCACCACAUCCAAAUAGAUGUGGAGACGCGCGCUGAUGACAACCAGCUUAUACGAGUCGGGGCGGACGGCCGGCUAACGACAACGGUGUCAGACAACAGCCGGCGCACACGCACUGUGUUCACGGUGCAGGCCACCAAUACUGGACUCGCUGCUGCUAAAUUCAAGGUAAAAACUCGAGACUGCGGCCCCGAGCUGUCGAGUCUGCUUCAGGAGAAAAGCGGCGCCGGCGCAGAGACGGACUUCGUCCUGAUCCCACCGUACCACACCAAACGGAUCUCCCUGGAUCUGCCUGUCGAACUGCCCGGGGAAGUUGCUCACUGCUCUAUCGCACUAGUAAACCAAAACGACGAAUCUGUGGCGAUCCGGGACGUGACCAUCAGAAGAGGAGACCGGUGCUACUGCGUGUGGCACUGCGACUGCGUCUGUUUGAGUGAAGAUCCCAAGUUGCUAUGCCGCGAGAUGUCGGAACCACGUCAAGUGGCGGCGGGGCUGCGGCGCGACAGAGCGCGGCGCACGCGCGACAUCUGCUACCCCAACUGCGAGUGCCUCAACGUGUUCGUGCUGAUCGGCGGCGUGCUUGCCGUGCUCUUCUCCUUAGGAUUUUUAAAAGCCUGCCUCGGUCUAAUAAUAAAGCCGGUCGGGUCCCUGUACCUGGACAAGCUGGUGCGGCUGCCGCGCAAGAUGGAGCAGUACCACGAGCGGAGCCUGCGCGGGCGCCGCGUGGUGUACGACGCGGACGGCUGGCCCAUUCACCCCGAUACCAGCAAGCGGACUGUCCGCUCUCUUAGCAGGGGAACGGAAUUUAUAUUAAACUUAAUAUUUUUCAUUGCGGCGCCCUGCAUGAUUGUCUGUGGCUUAGUGAGUCAACUGGUGUCCAAACAGAAAUGUACGAAGCGAAACGAUAGUAAUGCCAAAACACGCGUCAGUGCAAAUUUUCAGGAGGAGCUGCCCCGCUUGCGGCUUCGCCGGGGGAGGCGUCUGCGCAAGUGGAUGACGCCAGAGGCUGACGAUCUUUCCACCAACCUUUGGCGUCACGGUUUACUUCCGCAACGAUCGUACAAUUGCAAGUUUUCUGGCUCGCAGAUGCGGCCGCUGCUGACGGAGGACGAGUGCCGCGCGGGCGGCACCCCCUCCAGCGCGGACUCGGAGCAGGACGACACGGAGUACGUGCUCACGCAGAUGCAGAAGAGCAGGGAGUCUCUCGCGAGGACUCAAAUGAUGAACAUGACCACUUCUCCUUCUACGAAAUAAAAGUGAAGCUUUUUUUUCUAUAUAAAAUAAUUAUAAAUGUACUUAAAUAUAUUUACUUGAGUCUUUAAAAAUAAA
This is a messenger RNA of Plodia interpunctella (Indianmeal moth), 3261 nucleotides long. RefSeq lists its product as uncharacterized. The transcript is spliced from 19 exons. Bases 394 to 3186 code for a protein of 930 amino acids. The record is from RefSeq and is a predicted model, not a curated record. Lineage: Eukaryota; Metazoa; Arthropoda; Insecta; Lepidoptera; Pyralidae.